Molecule: messenger RNA, 219 nt
Organism: Hyaena hyaena (striped hyena)
Lineage: Eukaryota; Metazoa; Chordata; Mammalia; Carnivora; Hyaenidae
Product: beta-defensin 107A-like
Exons: 2
Coding region: 1-219 (72 amino acids)
Biological process (GO): innate immune response
Cellular component (GO): extracellular region
Source: RefSeq, a predicted model, not a curated record
AUGUCUAGAGCCAUAAGAAUCUUUUUCUUAAUUUUUGCUGCUCUCAUUCUCCUUGCUCGCUUUUUCUCAGCCAGAGGAGAAAUGCACAGAGAGCUGCGUUGUCUGGAAAUGGAUGGUCGCUGUGAAGCUGAGUGCCUUUCCUUUGAAGUUAAGAUUGGGGGCUGUAGAACUGAAAUGACACCACUUUGCUGCAGAAAAAGGAAGAACAAGUCAAAAUGA